Molecule: messenger RNA, 1723 nt
Organism: Manihot esculenta (cassava)
Lineage: Eukaryota; Viridiplantae; Streptophyta; Magnoliopsida; Malpighiales; Euphorbiaceae
Product: aspartyl protease AED3
Exons: 3
Coding region: 139-1434 (431 amino acids)
Biological process (GO): proteolysis
Molecular function (GO): aspartic-type endopeptidase activity
Source: RefSeq, a predicted model, not a curated record
AGGUUUCUACUGCUCUCUACACUCUUCAUAUUACCUCACUAGCCAUACUUCUUCCAACUAUAUAUAUCUCCCCACACCUCUCCUUUUUUUCUAUGAACCAUCAAAAGCUUUAAGAGAAGUUUUUCUUUCAAAACCACCAUGAAAAUCCACCUUCUUUCUCUUGUUUUUCUCUUGUUUUCCCUAGCCCUGGGAUUGAACUUGAACCCCAAGUGUAACCUCCAAGAUCAAGGCUCAACCCUUCAAGUCUUUCAUGUUUAUAGUCCAUGCUCCCCAUUUAGGCCAUCAACACCGCUCUCAUGGGAGGAGAGUGUGCUCCAAAUGCAAGCCAAGGACCAAGCUAGGCUUCAAUAUUUGUCAAGCUUGGUUGCUGGGAAAUCUGUGGUUCCAAUUGCCUCAGGCAGGCAGAUUAUUCAGAGCCCAACUUAUAUUGUUAGGGCUAAGAUUGGAACGCCAGCUCAGACCAUGCUCUUAGCCAUGGAUACAAGUAAUGAUGUUGCUUGGAUUCCUUGCAGUGGCUGUGUUGGGUGUUCUUCAGCAGCUUUCAACUCUGCAAAAUCUACUACCUUCAAAACCCUUGGCUGCCAAGCUGCUCAGUGCAAGCAGGUACCCAACCCCACCUGCGGUGGCAGAGCAUGCACAUUCAACAUGACCUACGGCAGCUCCUCCAUAGCAGCAAAUCUCUCGCAGGACAAUAUCACUCUAGCCACCGAUUCUGUCCCCGGCUACACCUUUGGUUGCAUUACAAAAGCCACAGGCAUCUCAACGCCUCCCCAGGGGCUUCUGGGCUUGGGCAGAGGACCACUGUCUCUCUUGUCUCAAUCCCAAAAACUUUACAAGUCCACUUUCUCUUAUUGCCUUCCUAGCUUUAGGUCUCUAAACUUUUCUGGGUCAUUGAGGCUUGGACCCAUUGGGCAGCCCAAGAGGAUUAAGACUACACCAUUGCUCAAAAACCCUAGGAGAUCAUCACUUUACUAUGUUAACUUGGUUGCAAUUAGGGUCGGAAGAAGAGUUGUUGACAUUCCUCCUAGUGCUUUGGCUUUCAAUCCAACCACCGGUGCUGGGACCAUCUUUGAUUCCGGAACUGUGUUCACCAGGCUAGUCGCUCCAGUCUACACGGCAGUUCGGGAUGCAUUCCGGAGGCGAGUCGGCAUUGCAACGGUGACAUCCCUAGGCGGAUUCGACACAUGUUACUCGGGACCAAUAGCAGCACCCACCAUAACAUUCAUGUUCACAGGCAUGAACGUGACAUUGGCACCGGAAAACCUACUAAUCCACAGCACAGCAGGGAGCAUCACAUGCCUAGCCAUGGCUGCGGCACCAGAUAAUGUGAAUUCGGUGCUUAAUGUGAUAGCGAAUAUGCAACAACAAAACCAUAGGAUACUUUAUGAUGUGCCAAAUUCAAGGCUUGGAGUGGCUCGAGAGCAAUGCACAUGAUUUUGCUGAGUUUUCAAGUGGUCACCUUUGUAUCUUUUGGUCAUCAUACGUAAGUAGGUGUUGUUAGAUAUGUGUCUUGUGAUGUUAAGUUGUCUUUUUUGGAUUGUCGAAGGAGAUUGAAUGAGAUAAAAUUGAAGUCGCUAGAUAGUUAUGUUGCUUUCUCUCUCUCUCUCUCUCUCUCUCUCUUUUUAAAAAAAAAACUUUUCUUUGUAUCCCUUGGGGAAGUAUGAAGUCACGGGUUUCCUGUACUGGAUUUUGUCUUUUUGAAGUCGAUUAUCUGCUCCAAAAA